CGAUAGUGGCUUUGCUUGAGGCAAUAUUGAAGGGUGGUUAUUGGAACCGUACCCAUUUAUCAAUAUCUCUCAGCCAAUAAGGCUAAGGCUAAAUAUACGAGUCAUCUUUAUAAACUGUACCGGCUCCUAUAACUCCAAGUAUUAUCUUUAUAAUCAAGUCUACAUAUCGGGUUUUGCUUACGGAGAUCCCAACCCCAAUUACCGUAAACAGCGGCGCCGACAAGCUAGAGACAGUGUCAUACCAUCUCGAUGAACUAUACAAGGAAAAGGGCGCUCUUGGCCUGCGAUUUCUGCAGACAUAGAAAGAGACGAUGUGACGGGAAGAAGCCGUGUUCGACAUGCAGAGAUUCGGAUGCCGAUUGCGUGUAUAAGGAGCUGCCAUAUGAUCGGAUCGAGGAUGCAAGCCCGGCGGCUGUUGCUGACCGUCUGUCUCGGAUCGAAGCUCUACUUGAGCAGCAGAGUCAACAACUUCGCCAACUGAGCACAAGCUCGACUCCAACAAAUGUUUCUGUGAUCCCGUUCGAUUUCACUCAGUCGCCGUUACUUCCUCAGGCGACUGAGUUCAAUGAAUUUCCCGUGUUCCCACAAGACAAUAUUGAGUCUCCUACUUUCCUCAUCCCCAAAGGGCAUACAGCAUUAACGACCACAUUGCUGUCCGUGCCUCAUAUCCAAGAAGAGGUCGGUGGUUAUGCUAGAGACUUCUUCUACAAGAUUGAAGAAACUCAGCCCUUACCGGCGUCGCUUGGGGCUGCUUCAGAUGAUCGACAAACAUGGCCACCCUUAAGACAAAACAUGCUUAACAAGCUUUCCGAUAGCUACUUUCAAAAUGUCCAUCCUCACCAACCAUUAUUCAGCGCAAGCACCUUCGAGCUAUUACAGAGCAAGCUCCUCAAGAAUGAACGUAUGGCAGACACAGAAGCAGCGAUAUGCCUUUGCGUCUAUGCUCUCGGAGCGAUUACAACAUCCGCCGCAUCAAUCCCGGGCGCGAGCAGUCAGGUGUUGGGCCUCGGUUUCUUCAAACCAGCACUUGCCAUAAUUCUUUACGAGUACACAUGGAAUUUCAAGUCUGAUCUGAGUGUGUGUCAGGCUUUGCUGCUCGCCGGGUCCUACUUCUCCCAUUUAGGUCGGCCACUGCAAUCCUGGCGUAUGGUGUUCUUUGCGUCCCAAAGGUUGCUACAGAACAUGGAACUGCGACACGGGGAGACUCCUUUUUCAGGGUAUAAUGAAGAGGAGCUGCGUGCCUUCUGGCAAUGUUUUUUAGAGGACUGUAACAGAGCAGAGGACCUGGACGUGUUACGAAGUGGAAUAGAGCCACUGGGCGACAAGAUGCCGCUUCCACAUAGUCUAGACCCCAGUGACCACGAAGAGACAAUUCACUUAUUCGCAGAGAUCGCAAUUCGAAGACUUCUCAAUCGCGUGCACAGCUCACUUUACAGCCCAGACACCGAAAACACCGCGACGGGAGGAUUUGCCGAAACCGCGCUCUUGGGCACGAGUUUGAGUCUGCAGAAACUCUUGACGCUAAGCUCAGAGCUCGACCGACAGCUUGAGCAAUGGUACACUUCGAUACCAGACGGUAUACGACCACCGCGAGGCGUGGAAAUUAUACCCACAGAUCGCGGCCGAAUUCUGCGCAUACGAUAUUACGCCGCGCGGCAACUCAUCCAUCGUCCAUUCAUCUUGUACUCUGUGGCCCAGUAUCAACAUUAUCGAGGUUCAACCGAUUCAAUAUCGCCCGGCACAAGUGGUGCAGGCGUACCAUCUCUCUUGCCGCCGGUUGUGAUCGAGAAGUGCGAGCUUUGUAUUGAGUCUUGCGCUAAAUAUAUAUAUAACACGAUUGAGAUGCUCGACAAGCGCUCGCCUUACCUUUGGUCUCUCACACAGGGUUGUCUGGCAUGUUUAACCGUGCUCAGGCUUGCGGAAAGCUUUGCACCACUGCGCGAGUUCGUUCCGCCGAUGAGACCUCUAAAGGAAACGGUCAUCGCGAAGACCAGGAAGUGGGCGGUGGAGGGGUCGAGUUUUGAGGCCGUAGUCGCAAUUUUGGAGGCAAUGGAGUUUCGAGAGGCCAGAGAGGCAGGAAGUGUGCAGUGAGGAUUAAACGGAUUGAAGAAUAUAGUAUAUAU
Truncatella angustata is the source of this 2123-nucleotide messenger RNA. RefSeq lists its product as uncharacterized. The coding region runs from base 250 to 2091 and encodes 613 amino acids. Lineage: Eukaryota; Fungi; Ascomycota; Sordariomycetes; Amphisphaeriales; Sporocadaceae. Gene Ontology annotation, molecular function: zinc ion binding; DNA-binding transcription factor activity, RNA polymerase II-specific; DNA binding. Gene Ontology annotation, biological process: regulation of DNA-templated transcription; DNA-templated transcription. The transcript has 6 exons. The record is from RefSeq and is a predicted model, not a curated record.